ACCGGCUGUGCCGGUGAGCUCCCGACUGCUGCUGUGCAGCCGCUGUAUGAGCGCAGGAAAUCGGAGUAGACCAGGGGAGCCUUUUGGUUUAAGGACUUGUGUGAAAUGGUUUUCAUGUGCUGAACUCCUUGGAUUGCUUCACUUCUGCACGUUGAGAACUUUGUAAAAAGCAGGAAGUCAAGAUGAAGAGCAGGGUGACACAAGUAAAUCAUGGUUCCAGUCAUGAAAGGAAGGAAAACUACAGUUCCCGACGUGAAAGUUUGUCUCCAGAGGACAGAGAUAUGGAGCGUGAUAGGUCUCGGUCUCCAUCUCCCAGGAAGAGGAGAUACUCUGAUGACAGCAGAUAUGAUGAGGAAUAUUCAAGACGAGACUACUAUGAUGACAGAACUUCAGAUGGAAGAAGGAUGGAAAGGGGGAGAGAUAGACACUAUGAGAGAUGGGAGGACAGAGAAUAUGAUCGGAGGAAGCAGAGAAGAUACUCAUCACCUGACCGUAGGAGUCCAGAGAGGUCAACAGGCCAGAGCUCACUUGCUCAUGAAGAGACCACCUCAAAGAAGAAGAAAGAAGAAGUGGAUCCAAUCCUCACACGCACAGGUGGUGCAUAUAUUCCACCUGCCAAGCUCAGGAUGAUGCAAGAGCAAAUCACUGAUAAAAAUAGCUUGGCAUACCAGAGGAUGAGUUGGGAAGCUUUGAAGAAGUCAAUCAAUGGUCUUGUCAAUAAAGUGAAUGUUUCGAAUAUAGAAAACAUCAUUCAUGAGCUCCUUCAGGAGAAUAUUGUUCGGGGAAGGGGAUUGCUGUCCAGAUCCAUUUUGCAAGCUCAGAGCGCCUCUCCGAUUUUUACUCACGUUUAUGCAGCUCUUGUGGCAAUUAUCAAUUCAAAGUUUCCAAAUAUUGGUGAAUUGAUCCUCAAGAGGCUGAUACUGAAUUUUCGUAAAGGGUAUCGCAGAAAUGACAAGCAACUCUGUCUAACAUCUUCAAAAUUUGUUGCACAUUUGAUGAAUCAGAAUGUGGCUCAUGAGGUUUUAUGUUUGGAAAUGCUCACUUUGCUUCUUGAAAGGCCUACUGAUGACAGUAUUGAAGUAGCAAUUGGAUUUAUUAAAGAGAGUGGGCUCAAAUUAACAGAAGUUUCUCCUAGAGGUAUUAAUGCAAUCUUUGAUCGCCUUCGACACAUUCUGCAUGAAUCUAAAAUCGAUAUGCGUGUUCAGUACAUGAUAGAAGUCAUGUUUGCUGUACGGAAAGAUGGCUUCAAGGAUCAUCCAAUCAUUCCAGAGGGACUAGAUCUAGUGGAAGAGGAGGAUCAGUUUACUCAUAUGUUGCCACUGGAAGAUGACUACAACCCAGAGGAUGUUCUUAAUGUUUUCAAGAUGGAUCCGAACUUUAUGGAAAAUGAGGAGAAAUACAAAAUGCUGAAGAAAGAAAUUCUUGAUGAAGGUGACACUGAAUCUGAAGGAAAUCAAGAAGCUGGAAGUAGUGAAGAAGAUGAAGAUGAUGAUGAAGAGGAGGAUGAAGAUGGUCAGAAAGUUACUGUCCAUGACAAAACAGAAAUUAACCUGGUCUCCUUCCGUCGUACAAUUUAUCUGGCUAUUCAGUCAAGCUUAGACUUUGAAGAAUGUGCUCACAAACUGCUGAAGAUGGACUUCCCUGAAAGUCAGACUAAAGAACUCUGCAAUAUGAUACUUGACUGCUGUGCUCAGCAAAGAACAUACGAGAAAUUCUUCGGGUUACUGGCUGGGCGUUUCUGCAUGUUAAAGAAAGAAUAUAUGGAAUCCUUUGAAGCCAUUUUCAAGGAACAGUACGAUACCAUUCAUCGUUUGGAAACGAACAAACUGAGGAAUGUGGCCAAGAUGUUUGCUCAUCUCCUGUACACGGAUUCAAUUCCUUGGAGUGUCCUUGAAUGUAUUAUACUGAGUGAAGAAACUACCACAUCCUCCAGUAGAAUUUUUGUCAAAAUAUUCUUUCAGGAACUCAGUGAAUAUAUGGGACUUCCUAAUUUAAAUGCAAGAUUAAAAGAUGAGACACUGCAGCCUUUCUUUGAGGGAUUAUUGCCUCGGGAUAACCCAAGAAACACUCGCUUUGCCAUCAAUUUCUUCACUUCUAUCGGCCUUGGAGGACUAACGGAUGAAUUACGGGAACAUCUUAAAAAUGCACCAAAGUUGAUUAUGACACAGAAGCAAAAUGUUGAGUCAUCAGAUUCCUCUUCAUCUUCAGACACAGACUCUUCCUCAGAUUCUGAUUCUGACAGCAGCAGUAGUAGUUCAGAGUCAUCCAGCAGCAGUGACUCCUCAUCCAGCAGUGACAGCAGCAGCGACUCAGAUGUUUCUAAAGCCAAAAGAAAGAGAAUGCAAAAGAAAAAUAGAGAAUCUGUUAAAGUUUCCAGGAAAAAACAAGAAAGGAGAAGGAAAUCGCUUGAAAAGAAAAUUGGAAGGAGGCAGCAAGAGGAAAGAAGCGAUACCGAGAGCAAAUCAGAAAGAAACCACCGACAUUUGAGAGACUCACACAGGAGAGAUGAUGUUUCAAAAUACCACCACAGAGAUGAGUCCAACGGCAGAGAUGGUUACCACAGCGGAAAGGAUAGGAACCAUGAAAGAAGUAAGGAUCCAGAAAAUAAACACAGUAAUUCAAAACUGAAGAAAGCAGAAAGAAGAGCUUCUGUGUCUGAUGAUGAACAUUACAGACACUGGAGCAAAGACGACGGACACCGCAGUAGGAAAAGAGAGAGAUCAAAAUCCCGAGAGAGGGAGCGUGGCCACUGCAGCCCGAGGCAGGAGGAGCAGGAGGAGCGCUCCCGGAACGGUUCGGAGAGGCAGCGGGACAAGCACAGCCGUUACCCCGAGCAGCACCGGGAGUCCCGCAGGAGCGACGACAGGCGCAGGGACAGCUCCCCGCACCGGCGGAAAUAGAGCCCAGCCGCCGUUCGCAAUCAAUUCCGAGCUGUUAGAACUGGAUUGUAGAAGCUAUUACUGAAGUUUCUUUCAAAAAAAGAGAUUUUGUACAAAGCAAUCGUUUGCGUUUGUAAAUUUUACCAGACUUUUUUCAAAUUUUCAGUACCACUUUUUUAUAACUGUUUCUCAUGGAGUCUUUCUGUUAUGUUCUUUGUUUGGAAAGACAAAGGUCUUUAUUUUGUGAAUAAAACAGUAAGAUACCAGCAAA
Cyanistes caeruleus (blue tit) is the source of this 3150-nucleotide messenger RNA. RefSeq names its product CWC22 spliceosome associated protein (gene CWC22). Lineage: Eukaryota; Metazoa; Chordata; Aves; Passeriformes; Paridae. The record is from RefSeq and is a predicted model, not a curated record. Gene Ontology annotation, cellular component: catalytic step 2 spliceosome. Gene Ontology annotation, molecular function: RNA binding; protein binding. Gene Ontology annotation, biological process: mRNA splicing, via spliceosome.